AUGGGCAAGAAUAGUCUGGAGGGCAAAACCGACGUGGCCAAGGCUGAAGAUGCCGGCCAUGUCGUCGAUGAGCAGGUCCUUGAUCUCGACCAGAGAAUCCAGGACCUCGUUGCCGUCGCGCCUCCAUUCUACCAGAACAAGAACCUCCUUCGUCUCUAUCUAAUGAUCAUCCCAACUUGCCUGGCAGCUGCCAUCACUUUGGGAUUCGAUGCGAGUAUGAUGUCUGGUCUUCAAGCUGUACCUUCUUGGGAUAACUACUUUGAUAAACCUCGUGGUGCACUCCUUGGUAUCAUGUCUGCUAUCCUCCCUCUUGGAUGCGUUGUCGCGACCCCCUUUAUCAGCUUAGUCGGUGAUCGCUAUGGACGACGAAUGGGUAUCUUUGUUGGCGCUGUCAUCAUGAUCAUCGGUGCAGCCAUCCAAGGUGCCGCUAUUCACUUCGCCAUGUUCCUCAUCUCCCGCUUCAUUAUCGGUUUCGGUCUCGUCUUCGCAAACGCCUACGCCCCGAUGCUCAUUGGAGAACUCGCCCACCCGAAAGAACGACAGGUCAUCACAUCUCUAUAUCAGACAUCUUGGUACAUCGGUGCUAUCCUCGCUGCUUGGGUCACCUUUGGAACCUUUAGCAUCAAGAGCGAAUGGGCAUGGAGAAUCCCAUCUCUUCUGCAGGCUGCCCCAGCUCUGCUUCCCAUCUCAUGCGUCUUUCUCCUUCCCGAGUCACCUCGUUGGCUCAUCGCCAAUGGGCGCAGCGAAGAAGCCAGGGAGGUGUUGGUGAAGUGGCAUGCCAACGGCAAUGAGGAAGACGAACUUGUCAAGCUUGAGUUUAUCCAGAUGCGAAAUGUCAUUGAAGCUGAGGUCAGCAAUGAGACAGGUUGGAAGGAUCUCUUGACAUCGCCUGGCAACCGGAAGCGAGUCUUUAUCCUGGUCUGUCUUGGCUGCUUCAGUCAGUGGUCUGGAAACGGUCUUGUUUCCUACUACCUUGUUCGUGUGCUCGAAACCGUUGGUGUCAGCGACGCUCGGGAGCGUAACAUUCUCAACGGCUGCCUCAUGAUCUUCAACUGGCUCACCUCAGUGGCGUCAGCCUUCCUGACCGCUCACAUGAAGCGUCGAACUCAAUUCCUCAUUUCUGUGGGAGGCAUGCUCGGCAUUUUCGCUUCUCAGACCCUUUGCGCUGGUCUCUUCAACGAGGAUCACAACAAGGCCGCAGGAACAGCCGUCAUCGCUAUGCUCUUCCUCUUCUACUUCUUCUACAAUUUGGCCUUCAACGCUCUGCUCUACUCGUAUCCCGUCGAGAUCCUUCCCUAUCCCAUUCGUGCCAAGGGUUUCUCGCUCCUCAUGUUCUUCGGAAAGGCGAGUAACUUUAUCAAUACCAUGGUCAACCCCAUUGGUCUUCAGGCGCUGGCUUGGAAGUUUUACUUUGUCUAUGUCGCCUGGCUUGCUAUCGAGCUUGCUGUGGUUUGGAAGUUCUUUGUCGAGACAAAGGGCCCAAGUCUCGAGGCUAUCGCUGCUAUCUUCGACGGUCAUACCACGGCGGUUGAGCAUGACUCGCAGGACUUUGAGAAGAAAGAAUUGGAGAAGGAUUAG
Fusarium musae is the source of this 1578-nucleotide messenger RNA. RefSeq lists its product as uncharacterized. Gene Ontology annotation, cellular component: membrane. Gene Ontology annotation, molecular function: carbohydrate:proton symporter activity. Gene Ontology annotation, biological process: carbohydrate transport; transmembrane transport. The record is from RefSeq and is a predicted model, not a curated record. Lineage: Eukaryota; Fungi; Ascomycota; Sordariomycetes; Hypocreales; Nectriaceae. The transcript is spliced from 3 exons. The coding region runs from base 1 to 1578 and encodes 525 amino acids.